GGUACCUAUCUCAAUCCUGAAAGAUUUUUAUUUUUUUGUCUUCAAAGCCUAAGUUCCUAAUUGGAACGCCAAACCUUAAUAUUCUUAGUUCUUUGCCCAGUUCUCUGGUUUUGUGUGUCAUUUAAAAACUGCUGCCUGAUCUAGCUUUGAGUUGAUUCUUUACUUCUCCUGCUCUACGACUCCAAGCCAGUCUCUUCUUUCUCUGUUAUAAACUGCAAGUGUAGAAGCAACCAACACAAUGUUUAGAACUUCUAGACUACGACUGCACACAUGCAAGAUUGUGCUGAUCACUUCACUUGUGUGGUUUGUGCUGGAUGUUGCAGUCAUUAUGUACUACAGUGACUGCUCAUCAGGAACUGGAGGCUGGGGCUGUGGUGACGUUAUUAGGAGGAACAAAGACCGGGCAGCUGCAGAAGGAGAGGCUGAGAGAGUGGACGACUUACCAUCAAAGUUCAGCCUUGGUAGAGCUGUCAUAGAUGACAGCUCCCAUGAUCUUGCGGGCUGGCACUUUGCGUACCCCAUCGACCAGCUCCAGCGCUGGGUGCCCAGACCUGUGGUCGGGGAGCAGCCCAACAGCCCGGGGGAGCUGGGCAAGCCUGUCACCAUACCCAAGAGUCAAGAAGCUCUCAUGAAGGAAAAAUUCAAGCUCAAUCAGUUCAAUUUACUUGCAUCUGAUUCCAUUAGUUUGAAUAGGUCACUUCCAGAUGUUAGAUUAGAUGGAUGUAAGACCAAGCAGUACCCUCCUUUGAUGCCCAAUACCAGCAUCGUGAUCGUGUUCCACAACGAGGCUUGGUCGACGCUUCUACGCACCGUGUGGUCCAUCAUCAACAGGUCCCCCAGAGCCUUGCUCAGGGAGAUACUUCUUGUGGACGAUGCUUCUGAGCGAGACCACCUGGGGGCUGAGCUAGACCGCUACGUGGCGACCCUACCAGUCCCCGUGAAGGUGCUACGCACGGGCACGCGGUCUGGUCUGAUCAGGGCGCGUCUGCUGGGCGCGGCGCAGGCGCAGGGGCAGGUCAUCACAUUCCUGGACGCGCACGUCGAGUGUACUGAGGGGUGGCUCGAGCCUCUGCUGGCUAGGAUAGCUGAGGACAAGACGCGCGUGGUGUGCCCGAUAAUCGACGUGAUAUCAGACGACACCUUCGAGUACGUGACCGCGUCUGACAUGACCUGGGGCGGCUUCAACUGGAAGCUCAACUUCAGAUGGUACCGCGUCCCCCAGCGGGAGAUGGAGCGCCGUGGGGGCGACAGGACGCAGCCGCUGAGGACGCCCACGAUGGCAGGGGGGCUGUUCUCCAUGGACCGCGACUACUUCAACAAGAUCGGCAAAUACGACGAGGGCAUGGACAUCUGGGGCGGCGAGAACCUCGAGAUGUCUUUCAGAAUCUGGAUGUGCGGUGGCAGUCUGGAGAUCUCGACGUGCUCCCACGUGGGCCACGUCUUUAGAAAAAGCACGCCUUACUCUUUCCCUGGCGGCACCAGUCGCAUCGUCAAUAAGAAUAACGCUAGGCUAGCCGAGGUCUGGCUAGAUGACUGGAAAGAGUUCUAUUAUAGCAUUAAUCCAGGCGCCCGCAGCGUCGACUAUGGCGACGUAAGCGCCCGCAAGAAGCUGCGUAAAGACCUCAACUGCAAGAGCUUCCGUUGGUACCUGGAGAACAUCUAUCCUGAGAGUCAGAUGCCCCUAGACUACUACUAUCUGGGCGAGAUCCGCAACAGCGAGAGCCAGUCUUGUCUGGACACGCUGGGCCACAAGAGCGGCGAGAACCUCGGUGUCAGUUACUGCCACGGCCUUGGUGGCAACCAGGUGUUCGCGUACACGAAGCGCCAGCAGAUCAUGUCUGACGACAACUGCUUGGACGCCAGCAACCCCAGCGGUCCUGUGAAGCUCGUGCGCUGCCAUGGCAUGGGUGGCAACCAGAUGUGGCACUACGAUGAGCAGACCGGCGGCAUCAAGCACCUGAACAGCGGCUGGUGCCUGCAGAAGCCUGAGGUGCGGGACCCCACGCUGCCCAUCCUGCAGCCCUGCGACGCCGGCCUCGCCCAGCACUGGGUUAUGCGAGCUGCAUUCCGCUGGCAGGCUAACUAGAACUUAUCUAGAGCAACUAGAACUACUGGAACCCUAGAUUGGAACUAGGAAUACUGGACAAAAACGGGAACUAGGACUACUGGAACCAGACGUCUGCUGUAACAAUCUUGUGAGCUGCAACAACUAGAACCAGGCGUCUGCUGCAACAAUCUAGAGGAACUAGGACAACUAGAACCAGGCGUCUGCUGCAACAACCUAGAGCAACUAGGACAACUGGAACCAGGCGUCUGCUGCAACAAUCUAGAGGAACUAGGACAACUAGAACCAGGCGUCUGUAACAAUACGAAUCUAGUGUGCCUCUGGAAUCUUGAAACUAGACUGUACUGCUGCAGAAGCUUGAUCAGUUAACUCUAGGCCAACUAGAACUACAUCUGCUGUUAUACCAAACGAGAUCUUGUCUGCCGUUGCCGACUAAUACAAAGAAGAGCUGAGAUGGGAAACUUAAUCUCUUGUUCCUUGUCCACCUUCUAUAAUAUGAAGCUCUCGUCAUUGGAAGAUAUGAAAAAUAGAUUACGUUUGUAAAUCUAAAACUUCUUCAAUUGUGAAAUGGGCAACCUUGAUUUUCCUUGCCCAAACCAAGAGCUAUUCUAGAGAAUUUAGGACAAUUUCAUGUUCCCACUUUGUUUAAAAUAGACUGGAUUAAUCAGAAAAGUUUCCGAGCCCUAAGAACUCUGAAGAAAGAAAACUAAAUAUAUUUUACCCUAAUGUGAUAAUGAGCGUGUAAUCAACUCAAUAAAUUUUGGUUAUCUGGUAAUUAGGAUCAUUACGUGCAAUUUCAGCAAAAUAUUCUCAAAAAUCUACUUUUGAAAACCACUUUUUUGCGAGACUUUUGGUGUGAUAAUUGUAAUUAAAAUGAAAAAAAUGCCUACUCAAUUGUACGCGUGCUCCGCUUGAGCUGGCGAACUUGAAUGCAUGCUAAAUUAUUUCGACCUUGAUGUGGGUUGAGCCAUUUUGCCGAUGUUAAAUAAAUGAUUAAUUAACAUCGGCAAAAUUAAUUACCAAAGACCUAGAAUUAACGCAAUUCUAGGUCUUAUAGAUCUUGCCCGACAUAUACACAAGUUAAACUGAAAAAUUGCACGUGAAAUUCCCCUUUUUCGUUAGGAGUUAAUACUUAAAAAAUUCUACCAUUUAUUAGUGGUAUGAUAAGGUUGAGAUUUGUGUGCUCAUUUCGAGGGCUGUUCGAAAUAUUUCAACAUUCCUCCUGUCUUUAAUUGUUAUAUAAUUAUUUUAUUGACAUGACAGACGUUUUAGAUCCUCGCUAUCUUCGUCUUGGCCAAACUUUCCCUCGUAAAAAUAGGAUAUUUUGGGAAGUAGUGAAGUGGUACACUGUUAGAAAAAUUACCGUUAACGGUAUUACCGGCGUUUCAGUG
Messenger RNA from Hyalella azteca, 3456 nucleotides. It is a transcript of the gene Pgant5, whose product is annotated as polypeptide N-acetylgalactosaminyltransferase 13. Bases 239 to 2086 code for a protein of 615 amino acids. The record is from RefSeq and is a predicted model, not a curated record. Gene Ontology annotation, cellular component: Golgi apparatus. The transcript has 12 exons. NCBI's taxonomy places the organism in Eukaryota, Metazoa, Arthropoda, Malacostraca, Amphipoda, Hyalellidae.